AUGACCUUUGCCAUUGAAGAAAUAAACAAGGAUGAAGCUCUUUUGCCGAACCUCACUCUCGGCUACCGAAUUCUUGACAAUUGCUUGAAUCUACAAAUGUCUCUGAGGGCAGCACUGAAGCACAUUGGUGGUUUGGAAGAUUCUGCAUCUGAUUACUCCUGCCAAGGUCUCCCACCUGUUGUUGCGAUAAUUGGAGACCCCGUAUCCUCACAUUCAGUUGCUAUAUCAAGGGUUCUGGGGUUGUUUGGAAUUCCUUUGGUGAGUUAUAGUGCUUCAUGCUCAUGCUUGAGCAGCAAAAAAGAAUACCCAUCAUUCUUUCGGACAAUACCAAGUGAUAUCUUUCAGGUCAAAGUGAUGGUUGAGAUUAUCAAGCAUUUCGGAUGGACCUGGGUGGGGGCCGUGGGAAGUGAUGAUGAUUAUGGCCGGUAUGCCCUCUUGAGCUUUAACGAAGAGGUCAAUAAAUUUGGAUGUAUUGCUUUCUCAAGCACUUUCACUGCCAAUGAAAGAGAAAAAAUGUUACAGAUCAUCCACAUCCUAAAACAAUCUACAGCUAAAGUCAUUGUUUUGUUUAUGCUAAAAUCAGAAGCAACUCUGUUCUUAAAUGAAAUUGUUUCCCAAAACAUUACUGGAAAACAAUGGAUAGGAAGUGAUUCUUUAAGUGGUUUUCCAGGUUUUGCCAAAAAUGAGAACUUCAUGUUUUUUGGUGGAACAAUAGGAAUCAAUGCAAAAAGAGGGCUGAUUCCAGGGUUUGAGAAUCACCUUCUUCAGAUUCAACCCAGUAUGGAUGGCAAUAAUAACCUUUUAAACCAAUUCUGGGAGACAAUGUUUGGAUGCACGUUUACAAAUAAUAAUACCAUGUAUUCAUCGGCCAAGUUGUGUACAGGAAAGGAAGACAUUCUGAACACAAAAACUGCAUACAGUGACGUAUCAGAACUAAGAACAACAUAUAAUGCCUACAAAGCAGUGUAUGCCUUAGCCUAUGCUCUUCAUAAUUUAAUAUUUUGUGAAAGUGGUAAAGGACCAUUUGAAAAUAAUGCUUGUGCAGACAUCAAAAAGUUGCAACCUUGGCAGCUUCUGCACUACCUGAAGACGGCCAGCUUUGUGACUAAAUCUGGAGACAGAGUGGCAUUUGAUAAGAAUGGAGAUGUUCUACCAAUGUAUGACAUUUUGAACUGGCAGCGUGCUGAUGAUGGUAGUGUUGUUACUAAAGUGGUUGGUGUGUUUGAUGGAUCCUCCACAAUAGGGAAUGAACUUGCACUUAAUGAAGAUAUGAUGUUUUGGAAUUUUAAUCAUGGAAAGGUGCCCGAGUCAGUCUGCAGUAGAAGUUGCCCACCUGGAACAAGAAAGGCGACCCGUAAAGGAGAACCAAUUUGCUGUUUUGACUGCCUUCCCUGUGCAGAUGGUGAAAUCAGCAGUCAAGUAGAUUCAGUUCAGUGCCUUACAUGUUCUUCUGAGUUCUGGUCAAACUAUGGAAGAAACGAGUGUGUGCCAAGAGAAACUGAAUUUCUGUCAUUUGAAGAAGCAAUGGGAAUAACAUUAACAACAACAGCUUUGCUUGGAGCCUCCAUUUCAGUUGCCGUUUUUGCAAUUUUCCUCUGUUUUCGGAAUACCCCAGUUGUAAAAGCCAACAAUUCCGAACUGAGUUUUCUUCUGCUACUCUCUUUAACCUUGUGUUUCCUUUGUUCAUUGUGUUUCAUCGGAAAACCCACUGAUGUAACCUGCAUGCUGAGACAUGUAAUAUUCGGGAUCAGUUUCGUUUUGUGUAUUUCUUGCAUUCUGGUCAAAACUAUUGUAGUAAUAAUGGCAUUUAAGGCUACCCUUCCAGGUAAUAACAUAAUGAAAUGGUUUGGAGUUGCACAGCAAAGAAGCACAGUCUUACUUUUCACACUGUUUCAGUCUCUAAUUUGCUUAAUAUGGCUGAUUACAGCGCCACCAGCCCCUUCCAAAAAUACAAAAUAUCAAAAUUUGAAAAUUAUAUUGGAAUGUGAUGUUGGGUCAGUUGUAGGUUUUGCUUGUCUUCUUGGAUACAUUGGGUUUUUAGCCUGUCUCUGCUUCCUGUUAGCUUUCCUGGCCAGAAAUUUGCCAGAUACGUUUAAUGAAGCCAAAUUCAUUACAUUCAGCAUGCUGAUCUUCUGUGCUGUGUGGAUCACAUUCAUACCUGCUUAUAUCAGCUCUCCUGGAAAAUACACAGUAGCUGUAGAGGUGUUUGCUAUUCUGGCCUCAAGCUUUGGCCUCCUGGUUGCAAUAUUUGCCCCAAAAUGCUACAUUAUUUUGUUUAAACCUGAAAAGAAUGCAAAAAAGGCCAUGUUGGGAAGAUCAGCAAAGUAA
This is a messenger RNA of Polypterus senegalus (gray bichir), 2328 nucleotides long. Its product is annotated as extracellular calcium-sensing receptor-like. Gene Ontology annotation, molecular function: G protein-coupled receptor activity. NCBI's taxonomy places the organism in Eukaryota, Metazoa, Chordata, Cladistia, Polypteriformes, Polypteridae. The coding region runs from base 1 to 2328 and encodes 775 amino acids. The record is from RefSeq and is a predicted model, not a curated record. Gene Ontology annotation, biological process: G protein-coupled receptor signaling pathway. The transcript has 5 exons. Gene Ontology annotation, cellular component: membrane.